AUGAAAAUUAGUAGUAGUAGUCAUUAUAUUUCUAAAUUUUCAUUAUUUCAUCAAAUACGCCGUGCAUUAUCGUCCUAUACUGUUCAUGAAUUGCAAUCUGACCAAUAUGGUGCACCUCUAGAAGUAUUAAAAUUAAAUAAGACACAAACAAUUGAUGGAAAUCAACUGAAAGCAAACGAAUCAAUUGUAAAAUUAAUAGCAUCACCAAUAAAUCCAGCUGAUAUUAAUAUGAUACAAGGCAAAUAUGCUAUAUUACCCAAGUCUUUCCCCGCUACAUUUGGAAAUGAAGGUGUCUUUGAAAUUGUUGAAACAAAUGUAAAAGCCGGUCUCAAACCGGGUGAUUGGGUUAUACCAAAAGUAUUAGAAUGGGGUAAAUGGCGUUCAUAUGGAAUUUUGGCAGAAAAUGAUUUAAUGUAUAUUCCAAAAAAAGAUUUAAUGCCUGAAGCUGUUGCCACAUUGUCUGUUAAUCCGUGUACAGCCGUUCGUUUAAUAAAAGAUUUUGUACAACUGGAAAAAGGUGAUACAAUUAUUCAAAAUGGAGGAAAUUCAGCAGUAGGUUUAGCGGUAAUUCAAUUGGGAAAAUUAUGGGGCUUCAAUGUGGUUAGUAUUGUGAGACAAAGAGAAAAUUUACAAGAAUUAGUUGAUUAUAUGAAAUCAAUUGGUGGAGAACACGUAUAUGUUGAGGAAGAUUUAAGAAAAGCUAUAUUAUUAACUGAUCUAUGGAAAAAAAUUCCUCGUCCAAAAUUAGGUUUGAAUUGUGUAGGUGGUCGUGCCACUAUUGAUUUGUUGCGAAUUUUAGCAAAAUCGGGUACAAUGGUUACAUACGGUGGCAUGUCAAAACAGCCGAUCACCGUACCAACAAGUGAAUUUAUAUUUAAAAAUUUAACAUGCAAAGGUUUUUGGUUAUCGAGAUGGAAAACGGAUAAUAUGAAAAAUAAUGAAUAUCAAAAAAUGUUACAUGAAUUAAUCGGCUAUAUAAAACAAGGACAUUUAAAGCCACCACAAUGUCAAUUAUUUAAAUUAGAAGACUAUGCCAAAGCUAUUGAAGCAUCAGAGCAACGGUUUUCAACAAAAAAAGUUUUAUUUAUUUCUUAA
Didymodactylos carnosus is the source of this 1095-nucleotide messenger RNA. The record is from the annotation of a GenBank genome assembly. NCBI's taxonomy places the organism in Eukaryota, Metazoa, Rotifera, Eurotatoria, Philodinida, Philodinidae.